Messenger RNA from Candidula unifasciata, 1983 nucleotides. The record is from the annotation of a GenBank genome assembly. Lineage: Eukaryota; Metazoa; Mollusca; Gastropoda; Stylommatophora; Geomitridae.
GUCUGCAGAUACUGUGGAGUAAGUUACCUCAUCCACAAUGAAAUAAAGAUUCUAGAGGAGAAACUGAAAGAUGCAGAAAAGGAGCUCGCCUUCUUCAGAGGUCAAGAAAAUAGGGAGGAACUGCUUAAACAGGAAAAUGCUCUUCUAAAACAACAGAAGGAAGAUCUUCAGUUUUCCUUAGAUACACAUUCAAAACUAAUGACUUCUCUUAAUGUUGAAAUUGAAAUGUUGAAAGAGCAGAAUAGAAAGUCAGAAGAAUCAGUUACAUCUUACAGGAAUAAGUACAUGACCUCUCUCAGACAGUUUUCUAACCUUAGUCAGAAUGUGAGGCAGCAAAGACAGUCUCUCCAAGAAAUCAGAGAAAAACUGACCAGGGGUCAGUCAGAUAUGUCAAAAAGCAUGCAGUCCUGCUUAGACUCUGUGAAACAGAUUUGUGACGCUGCAAAAGAAGAAACCAGUGCCUUAGAGUCCAAGAUUAACUGUCUGGAGAUGGAGAAAGUAGUUCUUGCAGAGUCCAAUAAGAAGUUAGCAAGCAGUUUAAAAGAAAAAGAUAUGUUGCUACAACAAGCAGACGUGAAGUCACAAGGUCAAAAUGAAGAACUGCGGGAGCUAGAAAACAGACUGCAAAAUUUUGAUGAACUCUCUAAUUCACUCAGAAAUAUGGAGACAGUUCUAAAUGGUACAAGAAAAGAUCUUGAAGAGAGCAAGGCUCAGUGUAGAAUACUGACAGUGGAGUUAGAUCAGUACAAGAUGCAGAUGAGAAAUAAAACAGCAGAAAUAAAUAACAUCACUAGCAUGAAAACUCAACUGGAACAUACACAUGAAAUAGCCAUACAGAGACUCAAUUUGGAAUUCAAAGCUAAAGAACAUGAGCUUGGCUCUUGUAUAAAACAGCUGAAGACUUUGGAAAGCCAGUGCCAAGAAUACCAGAAGAAAGAAAAUGAAACAGCACAGCAAAGCCGGCUUGGCCUCAAUGAAAUUCAAGAGCUCCGGGAGUCCUUGCUGAGGGUGAAGUCAGAAAAUGAAGCUCUGAAGGCAGAAAGGGAAAUGAUGAUUGAAGCACAUCAGAAUAGAAUUGAGGAUUUAAGGGACAGUUUCAAGAACAAAAUGGCAGAAGCAGACGCAUGGCCAGAGAAGCUUCAGGCUGAGCUAUCAGCUGAGAAAGGUCGACAUCUAGCAGAAAUGAAAGCUCUUGAAGAUGGCCUCAAACACAACUUUGUAUUGGAGCUGCAGAUAGAAAAGGACAAGUACAACGAGCUGCUAAAAAAGUUUCAGGCUCAGGAAAAGGAUAAAAAUAACUUGAGGGAAACACAGCAAGUUCUCCUUGAACAAAAGUACAAACUGGAAAUUGAAGAAUUCCAUCAUCAGAUUGGAGAUAUUAAGAGAAAAGGACAAGAAAGAGAAGCUGAACUGGGAAAAGAAAUCACCAGCUUGAAGAAGAUUAUUAGUGACUUACAAGAUCGUCUUGCCCGAUUAGAUGGAGCUGAUUCCAGCAAACUCACAGAAAUUAAAAGUGAUUUAUCUAAAACAAGACAAGAGCUAGCAGAUGUGUUAAACAACAUGUCUUUGUUAGAAGGGAAGCUGAAAGAAGCUACAACAGAAAAUGAGUUUUUACAGAAUGUUGUAAGAAAGGAAUGUGAAGAAAGAUACGAACUGACGGAAGCUUUAAGUGUAGCCAGAAAAGAGCUGCUAGAACUGAAGAAACCUCUAGGAGGAUAUUCAAGUGCCCAAAGAAGGUCCAGCACAUCGGGCAGUAAUUCUGUCAGUCAGUUCUUGCCAAGUCCACCUCAAGGGUCAGUGCCACCUGAAGAUCCUACCCAGAAGCUGCGGACACCACUAUCCACUAAUAAUGUUAACCUCAGUUAUAAUGGUCAAAUAAGCAGAAAGAAUAGUGGUAGCAGUUUAAGCAGUGAGAAAACAGAUGAUGCAGAGAUAAUGAAGAAUCGACUGAGGAUAGCUAGCAUGAUGGGAAGGCAUUCGUGA